AACAAUGGAAGCUCACAUGUCCACUUCAAGCCAAAGAAGCUUGCUCUUCUGCUUUCUCAUUGCCUUGUCCCUUCUCCUGCUUCCCAGCUCCAAUGCAGAAGUUCACUACCAUGACUUCAUUGUGCAAGCAACGCCGGUGAAUAAGCUUUGCAAGACCCAUAAUAUCAUCACUGUGAAUGGGCAAUUUCCUGGUCCAACUAUUGAAAUUCGCAAUGGUGAUACAUUGGUGGUCAGUGUUGUGAACCGGGCUCAGUACAAUGUCACAAUACACUGGCACGGGAUUCGCCAAAUGAGAACAGCAUGGGCAGAUGGACCUGAAUUUGUAACGCAAUGCCCGAUUCGACCUGGAGGACACUACACCUAUAGGUUCACCGUUCAGGGCCAAGAAGGAACACUAUGGUGGCAUGCUCAUAGCUCAUGGCUUAGGGCAACUGUAUAUGGUGCUCUUAUCAUUCACCCCAAAGAGGGCAAUAACUACCCCUUUGCCCAACCAAACAGGGAAUUCCCGGUCAUACUUGGUGAGUGGUGGAACCAAGAUCCCAUCACCGUCGUCCGGCAAGCCACACAAACUGGCGCCGCCCCCAACAUCUCCGACGCCUUCACCAUCAACGGCGAACCAGGCGACCUGUACAACUGCUCUUCACAAUCCACCACCACCUUCCCCGUCAAGCCUAACCAAAUCAACCUACUCCGUUUCAUCAACGCCGCCCUCAACGACGAACUCUUCGUCUCCAUCGCCGGACACUCCAUGACCGUCGUUUCGGCUGACGCUUCUUACACCAAACCCUUCACCACCUCCGUUCUGAUGCUCGGACCCGGCCAAACCACCGACGUCCUCGUCACCACCAACCAGCCCUCUUCCCGCUACUACAUCGCCGCCCGCGCCUACGCCAGCGCGCAAGGCGUCGCCUUUGACAACACCACCACCACCGCCAUCCUUGAAUACGACUGUGGGUGCCUUUCCAACUCCAUCAAGCCGGCUUUCCCUACCCUCCCCGCCUUCAAUGAUACAGCGACCGCUACCGCCUUUAGCCGCCAGUUUUUUAGUGCUUCCCCUGUCAAAAUACCUUCCCCUGUCACCGAUAACCUUUUCUUCACCGUCGGCUUAGGCCUCCUCCCCUGCCAACCCGGAAGAACCUGCGGUGGUCCCAACGGCACUCGCUUCUCCGCCAGCAUCAACAACGUCUCAUUCGUUCUCCCACAAAGCUUCUCCAUUCUCCAAGCCCACCAUCUCGGCGUCGCCGGCGUCUUCUCCGCCGACUUCCCCCCGAGCCCGCCGAUUCAAUUCGACUACACUGGAAACGUCAGCCGCGCUCUUUGGCAGCCUGUUCCGGCAACCAAAGUUUACAGAUUGAAAUACGGAGCAGUAGUGGAAUUGGUGUUGCAGGGGACUAGCAUCGUCACGGCAGAGAACCACCCGAUACAUCUCCAUGGAUACGACUUCUAUAUCCUCGCUGAAGGAUUCGGAAACUUCAAUCGGGCUACUGAUACGGCGAAGUUUAACUUGGUGAAUCCGCCGCUGAGGAACACGGUGGGAGUGCCGGUGAACGGAUGGGCAGUGAUACGAUUUGUGGCAGACAAUCCUGGGGUGUGGCUACUUCAUUGUCAUUUGGAUGUUCAUAUCACUUGGGGAUUGGCUAUGGCGUUCUUGGUGGAUAACGGAGUUGGAGAGCUAGAGGCGUUGGAGGCGCCGCCGGAGGAUUUGCCGCCUUGUUAGAAGCAUUGGGUGGAACUUGGAAGGAGAGGAUGGAGCUGAGUAAUCAGAGAUUAUAGAAAUUGUGUUCUUUUUUUUUUUCUCAUUAUCAUUAUGUUUAUUUUUAUUUUUUAUUUUGUGGGAUUGGUGAUCAGAAAGUUUAUUGGGGAUUAUUUUGAAGAUUUGAAGUAUCUAAUUGGCAUUGUUUUCAAGUAUCUAAAUUGUAUUGUUACUACAAGUUUGA
Dendrobium catenatum is the source of this 1937-nucleotide messenger RNA. RefSeq names its product laccase-3. The transcript is spliced from 4 exons. Gene Ontology annotation, cellular component: apoplast. Gene Ontology annotation, molecular function: copper ion binding; hydroquinone:oxygen oxidoreductase activity. Gene Ontology annotation, biological process: lignin catabolic process. Lineage: Eukaryota; Viridiplantae; Streptophyta; Magnoliopsida; Asparagales; Orchidaceae. The coding region runs from base 5 to 1717 and encodes 570 amino acids. The record is from RefSeq and is a predicted model, not a curated record.